AGACAUGGUCACAAAGCCCGCCGAAGAAGAGGAGGAUGAGAAAGAGGAUGACUACGAAAUGUAAUCAAAUUUCACUCCUGCUACUGCAGCUGACUUGUUUUUGUUUGCUGUCAAUCAUUCGUGUAUCAGCAAGUACACAUAUUCUUUGUAUUCAUCUGAUGCCAUUCGUUGGUUAUAAUACACACUCCUUGAAUGUACGCGCCAGAGCAAGCAAGUUGGUUGUCAGAAUCGUUCGUCUUUGGAAGGCUUGACAACCAACUUAUCGAUCGGAAACGCACCAGCCUCAACCAAAGUUACCUAGCGACACUACAACACGAGUCUCGGCAAGAUCGACCGUCAUCGGGAGUGUUGAUAUAUCUCGAGCGCUAUAACGAAUUCAGUUAGAAGCACCGGCUACUUUCAUGCUGUCCAGAGUUGACAAACCGC
Suillus discolor is the source of this 426-nucleotide messenger RNA. RefSeq lists its product as uncharacterized. Bases 36 to 251 code for a protein of 71 amino acids. The transcript is spliced from 4 exons. The record is from RefSeq and is a predicted model, not a curated record. NCBI's taxonomy places the organism in Eukaryota, Fungi, Basidiomycota, Agaricomycetes, Boletales, Suillaceae.